UUUCGCGGUAUUCAGAACGUGUUUUGACACUGCUACUGCCGCCUACACUGUAACUGCUAAAAAUUCUUCCUUUUUUUCUCCGUGUAUUCGCCAACUUCAACUCAAAAGACAAAAUGGCCGACUACUCAGCAGGCCUCGAUAGAACAGUCCUGGAUAGCUAUAUGGACUUGCCAUCAGAUGGUAGAGUACAAUGCAUGUAUAUAUGGAUUGAUGGAUCUGGAGAAAACGUCAGGUGUAAGACAAAAACAUGCGCCAAAGUACCAGAAAGACCAGAAGAUUUGCCCAUUUGGAAUUAUGAUGGGUCCAGCACGGCUCAAUCGGAAGGAUCUAACAGCGACAUGUACAUCGUCCCGAGGGCGCUAUUCAAAGAUCCCUUCCGUAGAGGAGACAACAAACUUGUUAUGUGUGAGGUGUUGAAGUACGACAAAAGACCAGCUGAGACCAACUUCAGAUAUUCAUGCAACAAGGUGAUGGAGAAGGCGAAAGCAUCAGUACCAUGGUUCGGCAUUGAGCAAGAAUACACACUUCUAGCUCAAGAUGGUCAUCCAUUCGGCUGGCCCAAGCUGGGAUUCCCUGGACCACAAGGACCUUAUUACUGUGGUGUUGGAGCCAACAAAGUCUUUGGUCGCGCCAUCGUUGAGGCUCACUAUAAAGCUUGUCUCUACGCCGGAGUAGAAAUCGCUGGAACAAACGCUGAAGUGAUGCCCGCCCAGUGGGAGUUCCAAGUUGGGCCCUGUGAAGGAAUCAAAAUGGGAGACCAUUUAUGGAUUGCCCGCUUCAUCCUUCACCGUGUCUGUGAAGACUUUGGCGUAGUAUGCUCCCUAGACCCUAAGCCAAUGGAAGGAGAUUGGAAUGGAGCUGGUGCCCACUGUAACUACAGCACAAAAGAGAUGAGAGAACCAGAAGGCAUUGUCCCAAUCCAGAAAGCCAUCGAGCUUCUCGCCAAGCACCAUGACGAGCACAUUAGAGCGUACGACCCUAAAGAUGGAAGUGACAACGCUCGUCGGUUAACUGGGAGACAUGAAACAUCAAGCAUCCAUGAUUUCUCAUCUGGUGUGGCCAACCGUGGCUGCAGCAUCAGAAUACCCCGCCAGGUUGGUGAAGAACGAAUGGGAUACUUGGAAGAUCGUCGUCCAUCUUCUAACUGUGACCCAUACCGUGUGACUGAAGCAAUCGUGCGAUCGACAGUACUUGACGAUUGGGAAUCCACCUUCUAAAUAUCGUUUGACACUCAAUUAAUUAAUCGCAAUCUCCCCCUGGUACAUGUACAUUUACAAAUUGUCCUGUUUCUGAUAACAGAUACUCGCUCAUAAUGAGUGGAAAAAACAUGGCUAGCUAUGAAAGAAUUGAAGACUUUAAUCAGAGUUCCGACUUUUGUUAGUGUCCAAGUCUGCCUGGUUAAAAUAUAGCUAUUGCUUUCUACUGGAGCGUUUUUAAAAAUGAUGCAAUUUCAUCAUUUCAACAUACCUCAUUAAAGUGUUACCUUUGUUUAUUUCUGGUUCAUUUAUCAUUUUACAUUACAAAUUCAAACAGGUGGACAAAAGGCCCUUGUUGCUUCCAUGUACAAAGUUAAAAGAUAAAAAAAAUCAGUCUCUUAUCUUUUGUUUUAACACUUUUUAGUAAGUUUAACAUGAACUCAACAGUUUAAAAGAGAUGUAGGUCACGUUUAAAACCCAACUCCAUAGUAUUAUUUUGGAAACUCUUAUUGGAAUGAAAUAGUAUAAGAGUUUUCUGACUGGGCGACAAUCAAAAUUGAUUGAAAUAAACAUUUCCACUGAUUUUUUUUUCUGAGUUCGAGAUUAUUCCAUCAUUAAAAAGUCGCAACUAAAUUGUAUUUGUUUAAUCACCGUAUUUUGUUUCUAUUUGAAUGUGGUGAGGUCGGGCGAAACAUAUUUAUUUUUAAAAUGGGACCGCAUCAUUUAUUUGUCUUUUUAGAUCCAAGGCCACGUCGUUUUUACGAUCAGAAUGUUAGGAAUUAUUUAACAGAAAAUUUGCAGAAAUGUUUGGUCUCUAGUUGCCUGAUCGUUAGCAAAGUUUUUAAAUGUGGGAGUGUGUAAAAAUGUCUAACACUUUUGCAGGGUAUUGUUUAAAAAUUAAUAAUUUAAGUGGCCAGUUACGAUUUUGGGCUUGUCGUCAAUGUAUUUUUAACAAUGACAUUAAUUUGUAUAUUAAAUGUAUUUUUUCAUUUAUGGUCACAGCUUCUUAAUUCAAGACAACGAGUGUGUGGGCUCCUUGUCUUGAAUUGACUAAAAUUCUCAAGUAAAGUUUUAAUGUGUUUUAAAAUAAAUAAGUUAACUAAUACAGUACAUAUAAAUGA
Molecule: messenger RNA, 2317 nt
Organism: Asterias rubens (European starfish)
Lineage: Eukaryota; Metazoa; Echinodermata; Asteroidea; Forcipulatida; Asteriidae
Product: glutamine synthetase-like
Exons: 7
Coding region: 114-1217 (367 amino acids)
Cellular component (GO): cytoplasm
Molecular function (GO): glutamine synthetase activity
Source: RefSeq, a predicted model, not a curated record